GCUCACUUGUGUGUGUCUCCUCUCCUCUACUGUGGUAUGAUGUUGGCGAGGCAGUGUCUCGUCAACAGGGUGCGGGUCAAUGACAUCGCGGUGGGGAACUGGUCAGACAGCCGCGUGUGGCCCUCGAGCUCCGCCUCGGUCGUAAAGAGGUUGAUGCUGCCGGCGCACACCCACAGGUAGGCAGAAAUGGCGUCACAUUCCUUCAUGCCCUUGAACAUGAUCAAUCGCCGCCGCUCAUUCCUGAUGUAGUCGACGGUCUUGUGGCCGUCGAUGGGACCGGUCAGCAGCGACCGAUACCGCUCAUCGCCCUCGUCCACUGUCGCCUCGAAUACCUCCUUCUCUCCCACCCCCUCUUGGCCAAACCACUCGAACAACACCAUCCACUUCAUGAGGGCCGUGAACGAAGGGAAGAGGUAGUCCUGGCGGCGAAUUGGCGGGUUGUGGGGGUCGUAUGUGUGGCGGUAGGGAUGCUGGGGAGGGAGGCCGGACUUGGGCACGGUCUCGAACUCCCACUCUUCCUCGCCGUCCUCGCCACUCCCGAUGCGAUACCGCUGCCGUGUCACCCCGCCGUCCCGCUCUCCCUCGCCGUCCUCUCCAUCCUCUCCAUCCCCCCUCUCGGCCUCCUUCUUGCCCUCAUCGCCAUCGUCGGCCUCAUCCACCUUUGUGAGCGCCAGACUGGUCCCCUUGUAGUUGAGGAGGUGGCCGAAUGUGCUGCACUGGCGAAGGGCGAGGGGCAUGGUGUGGAAGUCGGCCUUGGUGGGCAGGUGGGCCGCCAUCCACUGGUGCGACAUGAU
Vitrella brassicaformis is the source of this 794-nucleotide messenger RNA. NCBI's taxonomy places the organism in Eukaryota, Vitrellaceae. The record is from the annotation of a GenBank genome assembly.